UGGGAAAGAGCAGCAUAAACGUUCUGUAAAAUUUCUUCUUUUAUAUUCCACAAAAGCAAGAAACUGGGUUUUAAAACAAUAUGACAGAGUUUACACUUUUGGGUUAAGUAUUUAUAGCAGCACUGGAAUUAAAUGCAACAUCAGCAAUAGGCCUGGUGGUUCUUUGAUGUGAUCAUCAUUCAUCGUCUCAGGAGUUCGGACUUACUGAACAUGGGUGCAAUGGAGGAAUUUCCCCUUGAACUGGGAAGAGAAUAGGACAGAGGGAGUGUGAGUCAUGCCUCUUCUGGGAAAUGAGAAAAUCAGUUUAGAACUGAGAUGAAUCCCACAAUGGAUUGUGGCAUGUGGACAAAGGGACUGGAGUGGGAUGUGUGUAGGUGGGUAUGGAGGGGAUAUAUGGGAUGAAUAGAGGGGUGUUUUUUUUUUUUUAGCUGCGACGAAGUGCCUUGGUUCAAAACAUUACAUGCAUUGACACCAACAUAUAUCAAAUAUAUACAGUAAGUGUCCAAAUUUUUUUGAAGUUUAAUAAAUUUUAAUCUUUUUAUUUGAUUUAUGAUUCUUAAUUUAUUUCUAUUAUAAUUUGCUGCGAAUGCAUUAACAUUUGUUCACCUGUCUGGUCAGUUCAGUAAUGGUUCUUAUCAUGUGGUGACGAAUGACAUUACGUGUGUUGAUACAGAUUCUGGAGUAGGAUUGAAAUUCAUACGCAUAAUUAAAAACAAACCCAAUCCAAGGUACAAUGCAGUUUCACAACAACACUAACAGACUCAAAAAUCCCAAAAGGCAGUUCAGAACUGGUGCAAUAAAUUAAAAAAGAAAUCCAAGACUACAAGAGGGUGGGGAAGAAAUGAUCUAGGAUAUAGACAAAGCCACAGCAGUAUGCAAAUCAACUUUCAGAGCUGCAUGUGGGCUGACAAGAUUUCACAAUGUGCUGGGUAUUUAUAUAUAAACAGAAAAUAUGAACUAGGUGUAAAUGACUGAAUGGUUUCAAAAGCCUUGGGAAUAUUGUAGGAAGAUGGGUCAGCAGACAUGGAUCUUACAGCAUGCUUCUUUGCAGUUGCAGUUUGACUGUUGUGUUCUGUAAACGCUGGUAUUUUUUUUCCCCCUCUAGCUCUGUUUGUGUCUCUGCAAUUCUCCUGACACUUUCCAGCUCCCCGGAGGAGUAGUUUGGCAUUGGGAAAGUGCACAUAGCUUACAAAGAAAUGACUGAACAAGGUUUCUCGGCUUCCACGCUAUUAAAGCGCUAUCGCCUGGCCAUGACAGAGUCAAACUCAAUCUCCUCACCAUCCGGUACUGCUGCUGAGGACCUGUCAGAGGGUAAGGACCUAACAGCAGACGGGGAUCCCAACUUCCCCAUGUCUUCACUGGCAGAACUUCUGGACAAUGAUGAUGGAUCACAGCCAACUCAGGAUUCGCCCCAAGAUUCAGCUCGACCUGGACAACAGAAUUAUAACAAGCAGAACUCGCGAAUAAGGUUCCCAGGAGCCUUUAAAAAGGGAGUUCCUAACCCCAUGGACCGUCUUGAGUCCACCAUGUCUGAAUAUCCAGUGGCACCUGGGCCUAAGAAAGCACCUAUGGACUCCCUGUUCGACUAUGGCACAUGUAGGGAGCUCAACAACCAGAAAAAACGCAGGAAGAAGCUUCCACGAGGGAAGGCCGAGAUUGAGAUGUCAUGUGACGAGGGAUCCCCAGAGCCCCCUGUUCUUAAAGUCUUCAACCGUUGGCUGUUGUUUGAAGCUGUAUCUCGAGCAGAUCGAAGAGCUCUGGAUGGUCUCCUGCAGUAUCUUCAGUCACAUGAAAAGAGGCUGAUAGAUGAGGAGUUCAAAGAACCUUCUACAGGGAAGACAUGUCUACCAAAAGCACUUCUGAACCUGCACAAUGGUCACAACGAUACCAUCCCUGUGUUGCUGGACAUUGCCGAACAGACAGGAAACCUCAGAGAGUUCAUCAACACGCCCUUCAGAGAUGUGUAUUAUAGGGGUCAGACGGCACUGCAUAUCGCCAUAGAACGACGAUGCAAACAGUAUGUGGAGCUUCUGGUGGAGAAGGGGGCUGAUGUUCAUGCCCAGGCCAGGGGCCGAUUCUUCCAGCCCAGAGAGGAGGGUGGAUACUUCUACUUCGGUGAGCUGCCUCUUUCACUUGCAGCUUGUACCAACCAACCAGACAUGGUGCAUUAUCUGACCGAGAAUAGCCACAAGGCGGCAGAUCUGCGGAGGCAGGACUCGAGGGGAAACACAGUCCUGCACGCCCUGGUCCAUAUCGCUGACAACACUCGGGACAACACACGUUUCGUCACUAAGAUGUACGACUUGCUGCUCAUCAAAUGUGCCAAACCCUACCCAGACUGCAACUUGGAGAAUGUACUCAACAAUGAUGGCAUGUCCCCUCUCAUGAUGGCAGCCAAGCUGGGCAAAAUUGGGGUGUUCCAGCACAUUAUCCGGAGAGAGAUAAAAGAUGAGGAGGCUCGACAUCUUUCCCGGAAGUUUAAGGACUGGGCUUAUGGACCCGUCUACUCCAACCUGUAUGAUCUGUCUUCACUGGAUACCUGCGGAGAGGAAGUCUCUGUUCUGGAGAUACUCGUCUACAACAGCAAGAUUGAGAAUCGCCAUGAGAUGUUGGCGGUGGAACCCAUAAACGAACUGCUGAGGGCCAAGUGGCAGAAGUUUGCUGCUGUGACCUUCUACAUCAGUGUGUUUUCCUACCUUGUCACCAUGAUCAUCUUCACUCUUGUGGCCUAUUAUCGUCCAUCAGUGGGUACACCCCCUUAUGCCUACAACACCACAGAAGCCAAGGUGCGUUUGGCAGGGGAGAUCAUAACCGUGGCUUCUGGAGUCUUUUUCUUUGUAACAAAUAUUAAGGACCUUUUCCUGAAGAAGUGCCCGGGGGUGAAUUCUUUAUUUAUUGAUGGAUCCUUUCAACUUCUCUACUUCAUCUACUCCGUGUUGGUGCUGGUGAGUGCAGCGCUGUAUCUGUCAGGGAUUGAGGCCUAUGUGUCUGUGAUGGUGUUUGCUCUAGCACUAGGUUGGAUGAACACCCUCUAUUUUACCAGAGGCCUUAAACUCACUGGAACUUACAGCAUCAUGAUUCAGAAGAUUCUAAUCAAAGAUUUGUUCCGGUUCCUGCUGGUCUAUGUGCUAUUCAUGAUCGGCUAUGCAUCAGCAUUAGUGUCACUGCUGACUAUCUGCCCUGAUAAGAAGACAUGUAAUGAUAGCUGCCCCAAAUACCCAGAAUGCCGAGAUACAAACACCUUCAGCGAAUUUCUCCUGGACCUGUUUAAGCUGACCAUAGGCAUUGGAGAGCUGGACGACAUGCUAAAGGGCGCACAGUAUCCCGUCAUCUUCCUCAUUCUCUUGGUCACCUACAUUAUUCUCACCUUCGUCCUGUUACUCAACAUGUUAAUUGCUUUGAUGGGAGAGACGGUGGGACAGGUGUCCAAAGAGAGCAAGCAGAUCUGGAAACUGCAGUGGGCAACAACUAUCCUAGACAUUGAGCGGUCCUUCCCUGUGUGUCUGCGGAAGUCUUUCCGUGUUGGAGAGAUGGUUACUGUGGGCAAGGGCUUGGAUGGAAAGCCAGACAAACGCUGGUGCUUCAGGGUGGACGAGGUGAAGUGGUCCCACUGGAAUCAAAAUCUGGGGAUCAUAAAUGAGGAUCCAGGCCAGAAAGACCAUUAUGAACAAACACAGGGUGGACGGGGCCUUCGAAGAGAUCGCUGGUCCACGGUCGUCCCAAGAGUGGUUGAAUUGAACAGGGGCUCCAGAGACCAUAUCUUAGAGAUGGAGCCUCUCACAGGCAGACACAGACACAAGUCUGAAAGCUAAAGCUGAACGCUAAGGACUUAAAAGAGGGUCAAGCCCUUGAAACUUUUGUUACUGGGCAGACAGUUAUGUAUUUUAUAAAAGCUGACAAUAGUCACGAGCUGUGUUCAACCAAGUCUCUGCCUUUCUCACACAGAACAACCUCCUUGACAGUAACCAAUCUGGCUUCAGAAGUGGACA
Cyprinus carpio (common carp) is the source of this 3989-nucleotide messenger RNA. Its product is annotated as transient receptor potential cation channel subfamily V member 4-like. The record is from RefSeq and is a predicted model, not a curated record. Gene Ontology annotation, molecular function: protein binding; calcium channel activity. The coding region runs from base 1197 to 3812 and encodes 871 amino acids. Gene Ontology annotation, cellular component: cilium; membrane. The transcript is spliced from 16 exons. Gene Ontology annotation, biological process: calcium ion import across plasma membrane; osmosensory signaling pathway; actin filament organization. NCBI's taxonomy places the organism in Eukaryota, Metazoa, Chordata, Actinopteri, Cypriniformes, Cyprinidae.